UUUCGACUACGCUUCGCCUUUUGUUUUCUCCCAUUUCAUAUAAACGAAUUCAUCCACAGCCAACAAUGUCGACCGCAGACGACUUUAUCAUGACGAUCAACGACGACGACGAGGUCCCUGAUCUCGAGGAGUCGCUGGAUCAGUCAUCCGACGAGGAGCCGCAGCCAGCCAAGGCAGCGCAGAAGAAGCGCAAGGCAUAUAGCAAGGACAAGCACAGCAAAAAGGCCAAGGCCGAGGCCGGAGACAUUGCAAAGGGAUUCAUGGUUGAUCUUGACACCGACGGUUUGGACGCAGUGCCGCAGACGCUGGACUUCACAUUGGCGCGCGCAUCGCUGAAGAAGCGCAAGAGCCCGGACUCGUUCUCUACACUUGACGAGAAGAUCGCUGCGGCGCGGCGGGCAGCCAGGAUUGCAAAGAAGACCAAGCAGGUGGAGGAGGAUGGCGUAGAGAAGGAGAGCGAGUCUGAGGACGAGGCCGACGAGGAGGGGGAUGAGAGCGAGGCUGGCGUUGAGGCCGAGUCCGGUGACGAUAAGGAGAGUGCAGGACCCGAGGACAAGUCAGACGACGGCGAGGAAUCUGAGUCUGAAUCUGAGGAGUCCAGCUCCGAGUCUGAGAGCGAGAGCGAGAGCGAGUCGGAUGUCAGCAGUGACAGCGAGUCCGAGGUUGAUGAGGUGCAGGAGGCCCGCAAGCGCGCGUACUUUGCACCGACAUCCGAGGUGCCAGAAGAGCUGCCCGAGGCGUUCACAAACAUGAACCUGUCGCGGCAGAUCAUGAAGGGACUUGCCAAGCUCGGGUUCGAGCAGCCGACGGCGAUCCAGGCCAAGACGAUCCCGGUAGCCCUACUCGGCAAGGACGUUUGCGGUGGUGCACAGACAGGGUCGGGAAAGACCGCGGCAUUCUUUAUUCCGAUGCUUGAGCGGCUGCUGUACCGGCCCAAGCACGUUGCGGCUACCCGUGUGCUGGUGCUGUGCCCGACGCGCGAGCUGGCGAUUCAGUGCCACAAUGUCGGCACCAAGCUGGCUGGGUUCACAGACAUCUCCAUGUGUCUUUGUGUCGGUGGGCUGUCGCUGAAGCUGCAGGAAGCGGAGCUGAAGCUGCGGCCUGACAUUGUGAUUGCCACGCCUGGCCGGCUGAUCGACCACCUGCGCAACAGCCAGUCGUUCCAUCUGGACCAGAUCGAGAUCCUAGUCAUGGACGAGGCUGACCGCAUGCUGGACGACGGAUUCGAGGACGAGCUGACAGAGAUCAUCAAGUCGACGCCCAAAAAGCGCCAAACCAUGCUGUUCUCGGCGACCAUGACAGACAACGUCGACAAGCUGAUCCGGCUGUCGCUGAACAAGCCAGUAAAGGUGCAGAUCGACCCGCCCAAAUCUGCAGCCAAGGGCCUGACGCAGGAGUUUGUGCGCGUGCGCACCAACAAGGACGAGGACCGCACCGCCCUGCUUGCGGCGCUGUGCAAAAGGCAUUUCAAAGAGAAGUGCAUUAUUUUCUUCCGCUCCAAGGCAGCCGCGCACCAGAUGAAGAUCAUCUUUGGCCUGCUGGGCAUGCUUGCGGCCGAACUGCACGGCAACCUGUCGCAGGAGGGCCGGCUGCAGGCGCUUGAGCAGUUCCGCGACGGCCACGUCAACUACCUGAUGGCCACGGAUCUGGCCGCCCGUGGUCUCGAUGUGCAGGGGAUCGAGACAGUCAUCAACUACACGAUGCCGAACCAGUUUGCCCAGUACCUGCAUCGCACCGACCGCAAGAUGCUCAAGAUGACAGUCAAGCACUCGGCCAAGGACAAGAUCAAGCAGCGCGUGGUGGCGGCAGAGACGCUCAGCAAGUACCGUAACAAGGUCGAUGCGCUGGUCGAGCAGGUCAAGGAGAUCCUGGAGCAGGAGAAGCAGGAGAAGAUGCUCAAGGACGCCGAGAUGGAGGUCACCAAGGCGUCAAACAUCAUCACGCACCAGAGCGAGAUCCAGAACCGCCCGCGCCGCACAUGGUUCCAGUCGACCAAGCAGCGCAAGGAGUCCAAAAAGGUCGCCGACAUGGCGUACGAGGGCAAGAAAAAGUUCAAGUAGGGGAUUUUUAAUGAAAACUGG
Molecule: messenger RNA, 2081 nt
Organism: Linderina pennispora
Lineage: Eukaryota; Fungi; Kickxellomycota; Kickxellomycetes; Kickxellales; Kickxellaceae
Product: DEAD-domain-containing protein
Exons: 2
Coding region: 66-2060 (664 amino acids)
Molecular function (GO): ATP binding; nucleic acid binding; RNA helicase activity
Source: RefSeq, a predicted model, not a curated record